UCAGCGCUGAAGAAGAGACUGAUGGAGCUGCAUAAUCAGAGCGAGAGGGCUGCUCGAGCGAUGAACACGGUGAAAACAAACCAAAGCCAAGCUGCUGAGACAGCUUCCAGAAAGAAAGAUUUGAUCAGAAGUGAGUUUUCAGAAAUUAAGGUUUUAAUUGAAGAAACAGAAAAUCAGACCUUAAAAGUAAUUGCAGAUGAAGAAAAAAGAGUUUGCAAUAAGUUUGAUUAUAUUUACGGUGUUCUGGGAAGUAAGAAGAAUGAAAUUCAGUCUCUCAGAGAUCAGAUUGAGAUGGCACUGACUGAAGGUGAUGACAUUCUGUUUUUGAAGAGAGCAGCAGCACUGCAACGAAUGUCAACAAAAGAGGCUUUUAUCCCUGCAAUUGAAAUGGACCAAAACAUCAUACUUUCUGCUUAUCAGUCUGCCAUUAACCUUAAAGAGGCUGUGAAACUUGCAACGGCUCCGUGGAGGGAGAAAAGAGCAGAAGCAAAACUGCCACUCGGGAAACCUAAGCACCCUCCAGCAGCUCCUCCAAACAAAGCCUUUGCUGGGAAGAAGCCUCCAGGACCACAGCAUACCCAGAAAGAGAAAAUCCCUCACCAGACUCAAGCCACUUUGCAGUGGGAAGCAGAUACCAAGGAGAGAAAGAAACCUGUUAAAGUUGCACCAACACCAAAUCCUGCAGCUGCUGUUUCAAGUAAAGAGCUUAUUGACAGCUUUCUGAAGAAAUCCAGAGAGGAGCUUUUGCAGUAUGCUGCUAACAUCACGCUGGAUUACAACACAGCUCAUAACAAAGUGGUUCUGUCUGAGGGGUAUACCAGGAUGUCAGUCUCAGACAUCCCCAUGAAUUACAACAACCACCCUCAGCGCUUCACUGAUUGUUCCCAAGUGCUGGGGUUCCAGUGCUUCAAGAGAGGCAUCCACUACUGGGAAGUGGAACUGCAACAGAACAACUUCUGUGGCAUUGGCAUCUGUUACGGCAGCAUGAACCGGCAUGGGCCAGAGAGCCGCCUGGGGAGGAACAGCAGUUCUUGGUGUAUUGAGUGGUUUAAUUGCAAAAUAUCAUCCUGGCAUAAUGAUGUUGAAAAGUGCUUACCCAAUGUGAAGGCUACCAAGAUUGGUGUGCUGCUCCACUGUGAGGGAGGCUUUGUGAUUUUCAUGGCUGUUGGGGAGAAGCAUAACUUGAUCUAUAAAUUCAAAACCCAGUUUACUGAAGCCUUGUACCCUGCCUUCUGGUUAUUUUCCAGUGGCACUGUUCUCUCUCUCUGCCAAAUGAAACAGUUUCUUUCUUCCAGAAAGAAACAGGAAGAAUUCCUAGACAAAUUCAGGUCCCAGCCUUUGAGGUACCUGUUCCCUGGAUACAUGAAUCACUGUGCCUUUGUAAGGCUGCCUGGCCCUAUUUAUCCAUCUCGAAAGGAGGAUAUCCACAGAAUUUUUGAGAAACAAUUGAAUGAAGAGUUUUUUCAGUGCCAUGAAAGAUGCUUUCUCUUCUAUAUGGUUCUUGAACAUAGAAUGACAAACUCCUGGGAUGAGGAACUUCCUGUAAUAGAUCUCUGGAACCAUACUGAUUACAUCUCCUUCAGGACGUCUAGGACUCUUUUGAAAGGUUUUAUCAUCUACAGAGAGAACAAGCGACAGAACGGAUCUUACAUGGAAGACUGCUCCUUUAUGGAAGAUGCUGACUCUAACCAUUAA
Pelecanus crispus (Dalmatian pelican) is the source of this 1695-nucleotide messenger RNA. Lineage: Eukaryota; Metazoa; Chordata; Aves; Pelecaniformes; Pelecanidae. The record is from RefSeq and is a predicted model, not a curated record.